Molecule: messenger RNA, 1465 nt
Organism: Prosopis cineraria
Lineage: Eukaryota; Viridiplantae; Streptophyta; Magnoliopsida; Fabales; Fabaceae
Product: phytolongin Phyl2.2
Exons: 1
Coding region: 463-1242 (259 amino acids)
Cellular component (GO): membrane
Source: RefSeq, a predicted model, not a curated record
AAGUACUGCUCCCCGUCGCCUCGGUUGUUACCUCCCAUUCUUCUUUACUGCCAAAAACUGCAACUUUGAUGAAUUUACGUUUGUAAUUUUUUUUAUAGGAAAUAAAUUUUCUUAAUUUCAGGUUCUGAAAGGGAAAGUCUGGCGCGCACGCAGCCAAUCAGUGCUCCUCUCUCUUUCCUAUUUCUUCUUCAGACGGCUCUCGGAACCAAGUUUUUCAUCUCUCUUACCAUUUCUCUCCAUUGUCAAAACCCUAAAAAGUUCAGCUAUAAAUAACGAUACCCAGCUUCUGGGGAAGAAGAACCAAUUAUGAGGGGACAGAGGUUAAGGAUUCCCUCGUGAUCGAUUCGUAUUCCAGGAUGCUUCCAAUUUCGUGGGAAGCUUCGAAUUGCCUCUGCUAGCUUCCGCUAAAAUUCCUUGCAUUCUAGCUUCUGAAGAUUUCUGUUUCUGUUCCGGAUCUUUCAAAUGAUUUCGAAUCCCAACUUCAUCUAUUAUGCUUGCAUUGCCAGAGAAAACACAGUCCUCGCUCAAUAUGGGUCCAAGGAACGGAAGAUCGAAGAGUUAGCUGCGGAAUGCCUUGCCAAAACUCCUCUCCACCAUUCCAUGUUCUCUCACACAGUCAAGAAAAAAACCUACACAUUCGUGAUUCAUGACCCUUUUGUCUAUUUUGCGAUAUUCGAUGAAGAGCUCGCGAAGUCGGAGGGUUUCUGGUUCUUGAAUCGCAUCAAGAGUGUAUUUGAUGAGUUAUUAGAAGUCAGGUCGAUCCUGGAUUCCGACGAUUUUACGCCGCUUUGUUUCCAACCACAAUUUGACCCCUUCUUUCGCGAAACAUUGGCUUUCGAUUUGGAUUUGGAUUCGGACUCUGUAGAUACACAGAGGGACGAGGAUUUAGACGGCCGAAACCCUAGUAUGGAUUCAGUCCAGGGGAAGAGAUCGGCGAUGGCACCCUUGCUUGCGAUGCCAGGGCUGAAGAAGAAGAAGAGGGUGAAUACGGCAGCCAAUGAAAUGGAUGUGAAGAAUGCUGCAACAGAGAACAAAGUGGAUUUAUGUGAUUGCAUCGAUGGUUUUUCCAGAGAUUUUCAAUUUCCGAUGCCUAAUAAGAGUGCGAUCAACGAUCGACAAAAAGCAAAGCAAAUAUGGAAAAAGCAUGUGUGGGUGGUUCUGAUGCUGGAUGUAUUUGUAUGUGCAGUUUUGUUUGUGAUAUGGUUAUGGGUUUGCAGAGGGUUUAAGUGCAUGGACAGAUGAAGUCAAUAAUAUUGAAAGAUCCUCUUUUUUGUCCCUUGUUUGGGGAUUCUUCGCUCUUGUUCCCUUCCAAGUUCCUGUCGAUGACCAUGAACUUCAGGGCCACACUGUGUAAAUGGGAAAACUGGGCAUGUAUGUCCGUAUGUGUAAUUGGGGUUUGCUCCUUUUUGAUUUCCCCUGGAAAUUUCCCAACUCAAUGGAAAUAAUUUAUGAAGAUUUAGUGUUU